AUGCCGGAGAAGGUCGUAGAGACAGCGUAUCCCGUCAUUGACACAGACCCUCAUGCCUAUCGGGUUGUGAGAUACAUGCGACCCUCCGACUUUGGCGCCUGGGCCGCUGUUACUGCCACUUUUCCCGCUGCCUUUUUCGCUUGGGAGAUGGCAGACCCUUCCUCAAUGACGCAGAAACAGCUGAGAUUUGGCAUGCGGGGAGCUGGUAUUCUUGGUCUGUUCGGUGGAUUCUUGCUUGCAUACCAGCGGUCCAGUCUUCGCUUCUUUGGAAUGUCCGAGAAUAAACGAGAGGAAGAGCUGGAUUUGCAGGAACUGUCUCAACGCGCGAAGGAAGGAAAGUCAUUGUACGGGGAAUCGCCUCAGCCUCAAUGGGUCCAAAAUGCUGCCCACCAGAACUCCGUUUGGUCACAGUUCAAAUUCUCUGCUAUCCCCAUGUUUAACCUGGUCAAUCACCCUUACCACGGCACCGACACUGCAAAGUAUGGAGUGACGACAGAAGACACCACGUCAAAGUAA
Molecule: messenger RNA, 516 nt
Organism: Guyanagaster necrorhizus
Lineage: Eukaryota; Fungi; Basidiomycota; Agaricomycetes; Agaricales; Physalacriaceae
Exons: 5
Coding region: 1-516 (171 amino acids)
Cellular component (GO): respiratory chain complex I
Source: RefSeq, a predicted model, not a curated record